CCGAGAAGAACCCCGAGUUCUUCCCAGCAGCCGGAGGAAAGCCAGCGCAAUGUUCGGUGCGGUCGAUGAAGACGACGCCGACUUCCUCUCGCCCAGCGGGGGUACCAGAUUGGCCUCUCUCUUUGGACUGGAUCAGGCAGCUGCUGGCCAUGGAAAUGAAUUCUUCCAGUAUACAGCCCCAAAGCAGCCUAAGAAAGGCCAGGGAACAGCAGCAACAGGAAAUCAGGCAACACCGAAAGCAGCACCCGCCACAACUGGUACUUCCACCGUAACUGGUACUUCCACCGUACUGUUUGCAACCGCAGUCCAUGCAUAUCGAUGCAUAAAUGGUCAAUAUGUAAAGCAGGGCAAAUUUGGUGCUGCAGUCCUGGGGGAUCACACAGCCAGAGAGUAUAGGAUUCUUCUUUAUAUCAGUCAACAACAGCGAGUUACUGUUGCCAGGAUUCAUCCGAACUUUGAGCUAAUGGUUAGGCCCAAUAACUAUAGCACCUUUUAUGAUGACCAAAGACAAAACUGGUCCAUCAUGUUUGAGUCAGAAAAGGCUGCUGUGGAGUUCAAUAAACAGGUGUGCAUUGCCAGGUGCAACAGCGCCUCUUCCCUGGAUGCAGUGCUCUCACAGGACCUCGUUGUAGCAGAAGGCCCUGCUGUAGAAGUUGGCGAUUCUUUGGAAGUGGCCUAUACCGGCUGGCGCUUUCAGAAUCAUGUGCUGGGCCAGGUUUUUGACUCCACUGCUAACAAGGAUAAGCUGCUUCGCUUGAAAUUAGGAUCAGGAAAAGUCAUCAAGAGCUGGGAGGAUGGGAUGCUGGGUAUGAAGAAAGGAGGGAAGCGGUUGCUUAUCAUCCCUCCAGCCUGUGCUGCUGGCUCUGAAGGGGAAAUAGGAUGGACUCAAUCAACAGACUCUAUCCUGGUGUUCGAGGUGGAGAUUAGGCGGGUCAAGUUUGCCAGAGAUUCUGGCUCUGAUGGGCACAGUGUUAGUUCCCGAGAUUCUGCAGCCCCUUCUCCCAUACCUGGUGCUGACAACCUCCCUGCUGAUCCUAUUGUGUCACCACCCACAUCGGUGCCUUUCAAAUCAGGGGAGCCAGCUCUUCGUUCCAAAUCUAACUCCCUCAGUGAACAGCUUACGAUGAAUACAAAUCCUGAUACAGUCAAGGCCAAGUUGAUCUCUCGGAUGGCUAAAAUGGGCCAGCCCAUGCUGCCCAUCCUUCCACCACAGCUGGAUUCCAAUGAUUCAGAAAUCGAAGAUGUGAAUGCUCUGCGAGGAGCCGGACCGCCCAUGGCACCUCCGUCCAUCCAGCCCUCUCUUCAGCCAGCCCAUCCAGUGCUACCACAGAUGGCCUCACAAGGUAAGGAACCUGUCAGAGGCUCUGUGGCCUUGAAUUGGGUCAGCACCAAAGUUAUCAUCACUGUCCUUAAAUUGGACAUGAAUGUUUUGUAAACUGGCUGUACCUCGGUAUUUUCUCAGCCCUAUGCAGGUAUGCAAGCCCACGCCUAUUCUCAGGCAUCAGCCGUCACCUCCCAGCUGCAGCCCGUUCGGCCCUUGUACCCAGCACCACUCUCUCAGUCUCCCCAUUUUCAAGGAUCAGGUGAUGUGGCCUCAUUUCUCAUGACUGAAGCCCGGCAACAUAACACUGAAAUUCGAAUGGCGGUUAGCAAAGUGGCAGAUAAAAUGGAUCAUCUCAUGACUAAGGUUGAUGAGUUACAGAAGCAUAGUGCUGGCAAUUCCCUGCUCAUUCCUAGCAUGUCAGUUACAAUGGAAACAAGCAUGAUUAUGAGCAACAUCCAACGAAUUAUUCAGGAAAAUGAAAGAUUGAAGCAAGAGAUCCUUGAAAAGAGCAGUCGGAUAGAAGAACAGAAUGACAAGAUUAGUGAACUAAUUGAACGAAAUCAGAGAGUAUGUGAGGUUGGGUCAUCGCUUAGAGACAAGGGACACCGCUGUUUAAAGUGAUGUCGUACUUUGUUACUUAUUCAGGCCAAGGUGACAGAAGAGUUAGCAGCAGCCACUGCCCAGGUCUCUCAUCUGCAGCUGAAAAUGACUGCUCAGCAAAAGAAGGAAACGGAGCUGCACAUGCGGCUGACGGAAAGCUUGAAGGAGACAGACCUCCUCAGGGGCCAACUUGCCAAACUGCAGGCAGAGCUCUCAGAGCUCCAAGAAACCUCUGAGCAAGCACAGUCCAAAUUCAAAAGUGAAAAGCAAAGCCGGAGACAACUGGAACUCAAGGUGACGUCCCUGGAGGAGGAGCUGACUGACCUUCGAGCUGAGAAGGAGUCUCUGGAAAAGAACCUCUUAGAAAGGAAAAAGAAGUCAGCUCAAGAGCGCUGUCAGGCUGAGGAGGAGAUAGAUGAAAUUCGCAAGUCUUACCAGGAGGAACUGGACAAACUUCGACAGCUCUUGAAAAAGGCUCGGGUGUCCACAGACCAGGCAGCUGCAGAGCAGCUGUCUCUAGUACAGGCUGAGCUACAGACCCAGUGGAAAGCAAAAUGUGAACAUCUGUUGGCCUCCGCCAAGGAUGAACACCUGCAGCAGUACCAGGAGGUGUGUCGGCAGAGAGAUGCCGACCAGCAGAAGCUGCUCCAGCUUCAGGAGAAGUGUUCAGCCCUCCAGGCCCAAGUCACAACCCUGACAGAGCAAAAUGAACAACACCUCAAGGACCUGGAGAAGAAUGAGUCCCAGAUGUCUGGAGUUGAGGCUGCUGCUACUGACCCCUCAGAGAAGGUCAAGAAGAUCAUGAACCAGGUAUUCCACUCCUUGCGGGGAGAGUUUGAACUGGAGGAAUCUUACGAUGGCAGGACCAUUCUGGGAACCAUCAUGAAUACAAUCAAGAUGGUGACUCUUCAGCUGUUAAACCAACACGAGCCAGAGAAGGGAGAGAGCAGCAAUGAAGACGAGGAAGAAGAAGAAGAAGAAGAGCGACCUCGACGACCUUCCCAGGAGCAGUCAGUCUCGGCCAAUUCUGGACUGUCUCAAGCACCCCUGACUAGGGAGAGGCAGGAGUCCCCCGUGGGGCCAUUGGAGCAGGUAGUCAAGGAAGCUGUCCCAUUGCCUCCUCAGGCCCUCCCCCCUCUCCAGGAUGAGGCACAGAGAGGGAAAGGGGAGCCCUCAGGAGCAGAGGUGCUCUCAGAGAUAAAGGAUGGUUCCCUCCCACCCGAACUGGCUUCCCUCCCCUCCCAAAGAGCUCUGGGGCCCCCGACUUCAAUUCCGCCUAAGCCUCCGGGCCCUGUGACUGUGGACUCUGAGCCUGAGGAGACACUUGCUGCCAGCCCAUUGGGAAAUGCCUGUGUUGGGGAGCAAGAAAGCUCCACAAGACUGUCCCUGACUUCAGACCCCAAGAAGGGGGACCCACUGGCCUUUGGGCCUGACAGUCCAGGAGGAGAGCCUCAGCCUCCAGAGCCCAAGAAAGACGAGGAUGUCACCAGAUCCCCUGGUCCCUCCAAGGAGCUGUCGAGCACAGAGGCAGGUUCUCCAGCUGAAGGAGUGGCCCUUGGACCCAGCCACUCUUCCCAGCAUUCCAGUCUUUCCGGGGAUGAAGAGGAUGAACUGUUUAAAGGGGCAACUCUGAAAGUUCCGAGGCCCACAGCACAGCCUGAGGAGGAGGAUGAAGACGAUGUGAGCAUGAAGGGACGCCCGCCCCCAACACCCCUUUUUGGAGAUGAUGAUGAUGACGAUGACCCUGACUGGCUGGGAUGAAGACCCAGGAAACUGGCGCAAAGGUUUCUCUAUCACCUUUUCCUUAAGCAUGAUUUUGCACAGCCAGCCCUGGGUCUAGACGAGCCACAGGGUGAGGUGAAGGUGAGCAUUCUGAGGACAGUAGUUCAGAUAUCUGAGUUAGACAACUUUGAAGCCCCUGCCCGGCCAGGUGAAGAGGAGUGUGAGCCUGUCUUCAGAACGCUGGGCUUGUCAGCAGGCGACCGUGGUCUCGCCUCAGAGGCCCACUUGGAGGAAGGGCUGGUAGGUUCCCCUCCAGCUGGUCACCUACAAGAGUCUG
Messenger RNA from Ceratotherium simum simum (southern white rhinoceros), 3983 nucleotides. NCBI's taxonomy places the organism in Eukaryota, Metazoa, Chordata, Mammalia, Perissodactyla, Rhinocerotidae. The record is from RefSeq and is a predicted model, not a curated record.